AUGUCUAGAUUCGCUAACAUCUUCAAGUCGACGUUUGUACGUGCAACCUUGGGUGCUACCGGUGCGGCUGCUGCCACAGUGGUGUACUUGGAUUUCAUCAGACCUCCAGCGCAACCCCAAAUCAAAAACUCCUACACGCCGUUGGCCAAAACAGCUCCAGCUCCUCCAUCGCGUGAUGAACUCAUGAAGCGUUUGAAGGAGACAGACAAGUAUGACAUGUUGAUCAUCGGUGGUGGUGCUACCGGUACCGGAACUGCUUUGGAUGCGGCCACUCGUGGUCUCAACGUGUGCUUGGUUGAAAAGAACGACUUCGCUUCUGGUACCUCGUCUAAGUCCACCAAGAUGGCCCACGGUGGUGUGCGUUACUUGGAGAAGGCCAUUUUCCAGAUGUCCAAGGAUCAGCUUGAUUUGGUCAUCGAGGCCUUGAACGAGCGUGGUAACAUGCUCCGCACAGCUCCUCAUUUGUGUUCCGUUUUGCCCAUCAUGAUCCCUGUCUACAAGUGGUGGCAGGUGCCAUACUUCUUCAUCGGCUGUAAGAUGUACGACUGGUUCGCCGGCUACCAAAACUUGCGUAGCUCUACCAUCUUCUCUCGUGAAACCACCUGUGCUCUUGCCCCAAUGAUGGACAGUACCAACUUGAAGGCCUCCUGUGUCUACCAUGACGGUAGUUUCAAUGACUCUAGAAUGAACGCUGCUUUGGCUGUCACUGCCAUCGAGAAGGGCGCUACCGUUUUGAACUACGUCGAGGUCAAGCAACUCAUCAAGGAAAACGGUAAGUUGAUUGGUGCCUUGGCAGUUGACCGUGAAACUGGUGAGGAGAUUGUCGUCAAGGCUACUGCCACUGUUAAUGCUACUGGUCCAUUCGCUGAUAAGAUUUUGGAGAUGGACGAGGAUCCAAAGGGUUUGCCUCCAAAGACUCCUCAGCCCCCUCGCAUGGUUGUUCCAUCUUCUGGUGUCCAUGUUGUGCUUCCUGAGUACUAUGGUCCUCAGGGUAUGGGACUUUUGGACCCUGCUACUUCUGACGGUAGAGUCAUGUUCUUCUUGCCUUGGCAAGGAAAGGUCUUGGCUGGUACCACCGAUACUCCAUUGAAGUCUGUCCCUGAAAACCCAGUUCCUCUCGAGGAAGAGAUCCAAGACAUCUUGCAUGAGAUGCAAAAGUACAUUGCUUUCCCAAUCGACAGAGAGGACGUUUUGUCCGCCUGGUCUGGUAUCCGUCCCUUGGCUCGUGACCCAUCUAAAUUGCCUAAGGGUAAGGAGGCCAACGGCACUCAAGGCUUGGUUCGUUCUCACUUGAUCACCCAGUCUGAGACCGGUUUGGUUACCAUUUCCGGUGGUAAGUGGACUACUUACAGAGAGAUGGCCCAAGAGACCGUUGACACUGUUGUGAAGAACUUCAAAUUUGACCAUCCUAUUGGCCCAUGCAAGACCAACGAGCUCAUCCUUGUUGGUGGUGAUGACUACUCCAAGAACUAUUCCGCUAGAUUGAUUCACGAGUACAAGAUUCCAUUGAAGUUGGCUAAGCACUUGAGUCACAACUACGGAUCCAGAUCCUCCAUCAUUUUGGAGCUCUACCAAGAGUCCGAUCAGAACAAGUUGCCAGUCACAUUGGCUACCGAUUCUACAUUCGAGCCCUCUGAAGACGAGGCUUCCAAGGGUAACAAGUUGUCCUACCAAUCUUUCGACCAACCAUUCACCAUUGCUGAGUUGAAAUAUUCCAUGAAGUACGAAUAUGCCAGAACCCCUCUCGACUUCUUGGCCAGAAGAACCAGAUUGGCCUUCUUGGAUGCUAGAGAAGCAUUGAGUGCUGUCGACGGUGUCGUCGAUAUCAUGAGAGCCGAGUUGAACUGGGAUAACGCCACUGCCAAGAAGAUGGCCAAGGAAGCCAAAAGCUACAUUGGCCUGAUGGGUAUUUCGUCAAAGAAGUUCGAUGUUGAGGACUUCGUCAUUCAGUAA
Australozyma saopauloensis is the source of this 1953-nucleotide messenger RNA. It is a transcript of the gene GUT2, whose product is annotated as glycerol-3-phosphate dehydrogenase. The record is from RefSeq and is a predicted model, not a curated record. Gene Ontology annotation, cellular component: glycerol-3-phosphate dehydrogenase (FAD) complex; mitochondrion. Bases 1 to 1953 code for a protein of 650 amino acids. The transcript has a single exon. NCBI's taxonomy places the organism in Eukaryota, Fungi, Ascomycota, Pichiomycetes, Serinales, Metschnikowiaceae. Gene Ontology annotation, biological process: glycerol-3-phosphate metabolic process. Gene Ontology annotation, molecular function: glycerol-3-phosphate dehydrogenase (quinone) activity.